Messenger RNA from Miscanthus lutarioriparius, 1263 nucleotides. Lineage: Eukaryota; Viridiplantae; Streptophyta; Magnoliopsida; Poales; Poaceae. The record is from the annotation of a GenBank genome assembly.
AUGACUGAAGCUUCACUUGAACAGAUUAAACUGAUGGGUACUGCAUGCAGCCAUACAUCAACCAUGAAUCGGCUUCACAGUGGAAGAGUUCCCCCAUGUCGUUCAUCAGCUAUAACAUUAGUACCAGCAUUCUCAGAGGUGUCAUUUCCUAGUUUUCCAGAGCAGAGAUUAUCUUUUGUUGAAAGGGAACUGCCUAUUAGUUCUGUCACCUCAUUUGAUACUUCUAUGGCUGCACAUGACACCAUGUCAACACAUAUGUUAGCUUCCAAUUUCACCAACGAAUCACCUAAUAGGCAGCUUUGUUCUGGAUCAUAUGUUACUGAGCCAUGUGAUCCUGAUACUCCAUUGCUACCAUCGCAUUCAUCAUUAAUGGGUAAUUCAAGGCCUUUGGUGAUGGACAUUCCAGAAAUAUCUGAACAGAUAUGUUCGAACCAAGAACAACUCCUAGGUUUAUUUGAUUAUCCAACAAGUGUCGAUUUUUCCAAAUCAAAAAAUGUGACCAUCUUUGGCCAGCAAGUUCAAGACACCAUUACAGUCGAUCCUAACACUCACCUUACACCACAAAAUGAGUGGUUCUCGUCUGGGAGUUCCAUGCAGCUUCAGAAGAAUGUAGGUUCUGCUGAAUCUGUGCUGAAGACAGUUGAUUCAAGAAGUGCAACACCUCAAAGUUACUUAUACGGCCAUACUCAGAGGAGUGUACCAGAUCGUUCCAACUGUGAUAAACUUGGCGCUGACAGCCUCCCUUCUUCAAACACUGCUCCAAAGCCAAGGAUGCGCUGGACACCUGAGCUUCAUGAGCGUUUUGUUGAUGCUGUUAACAAGCUCGGUGGGAGCGAAAAAGCAACUCCAAAAGCAGUCCAGAAGGUUAUGAAGGUCGAAGGAUUAACUAUAUACCAUGUAAAAAGCCAUCUGCAGAAGUACCGUACAGUUCAACAUCGUUCUGAAUCAUCAGGUGGUGUGUCUGGAAGGAGAGGCAGCCAAGCAGAUGAUGACUCCAUUCCGCAAUCAAAAGGCAAAGGGAACGUUGAAGGACUAAUGGCACAGAUUGGCAUGCAGAAACAACUUCACGAACAACUUGAGAUCCAAAGAAAGCUGCAGCUGCAAGUCGAGGAACACAGCAAGUACCUUGAAACGGUAAUUGCGAAGCAAAACGAGAGCCUUAAAAGGCUUGGAGCGCUGCGAGGUUUCCGAGAUCAAGUGCGGCGGAUUUUGCAAGACAGCGAAGCGCCUGAAGAAUGGACACAUUCUGCACAACAGAGAUAG